AUGGCACCACUGCCGAAGAGCCGACUUUCAGAACCGUUAGAAGCCUUCGCAAGAACAUCUGUUGACUACGCUGGCGCCUUCGAGACAAAGCAAGGUCGUGGUCAGCGCCGUGCUAAGCGGUAUCUCUGUCUGUUCACGUGUAUGACCAGUCGUGCAGUGCAUCUAGAAAUGGCUACUUCGCUAUCAACAGACUGCUUCCUGAACGCAUUCGAGCGUUUCUGCAGCAGAAGAGGAGUGCCAACACAUGUGCGGUCGGACAAUGGUACGAAUUUCGUCGGUGCACAGCGGGAACUACAAGAGUUGAUCAACCAGUUUGACGAAGAGAAGAUCGCUCAGAAAGCAGCCAACAAUGGUAUCCACUGGUCCUUCAAUCCUCCACUUGCACCACAUUUUGGAGGUGUUCACGAAGCUAUGGUAAAAUCGGCAAAACGAGCCCUUCGUGUCGUCCUCCAGGGUGCAGAUGUGACAGAUGAAGAACUCCAGACAGCGUUUGUCGGAGUAGAAGGUUUGCUCAACUCUCGUCCACUCUCGUAA
Sycon ciliatum is the source of this 534-nucleotide messenger RNA. RefSeq lists its product as uncharacterized. Gene Ontology annotation, biological process: DNA integration. Lineage: Eukaryota; Metazoa; Porifera; Calcarea; Leucosolenida; Sycettidae. The record is from RefSeq and is a predicted model, not a curated record. Gene Ontology annotation, molecular function: nucleic acid binding. The transcript has a single exon. The coding region runs from base 1 to 534 and encodes 177 amino acids.